Messenger RNA from Microstroma glucosiphilum, 1656 nucleotides. RefSeq lists its product as hypothetical. Lineage: Eukaryota; Fungi; Basidiomycota; Exobasidiomycetes; Microstromatales; Microstromataceae. The coding region runs from base 438 to 1244 and encodes 268 amino acids. Gene Ontology annotation, molecular function: protein binding. The transcript is spliced from 6 exons. The record is from RefSeq and is a predicted model, not a curated record.
UCAACGCAUCGUGUCUCCCCGCCCUUCUUGUCAUCCCAAGACUGUGAGCCUCAGCUUGUGCUCCCGGACAUGAUGCGACGCUUUGCUCUGGCCUGCUCAAGUAUUUCUGUUCCAACGCUUGCAGCGAUCGGAGCGAUCGUUACUCUCUCACGAUCUGGUGCCUGAAGGCAACUCCUCCGUCGGACAUUUCACCAGAUGACGUACGAAUCUCUCGUCCCUGACGAUUGUUAUUUCCCAAUGUUCGAUUCAGGGUGAACCUUUGCCAGAACUAUACCAAGCGGAGGGAAAGCAUCCGCUCCGUGCGUCAUCUCCACAAGCUUCACGAAGUGGUGCGGCACGAAGAUUGCCGCUGCAUAGCUUCGUACUCUUGACUGGCUCCCUCCAGACGUGCUCCUCUCACCCCUAUACCUUCAAGGUGCCUAUUUGUCAAGUACAGCAUGCCGCCCCGUAUCAAUCGCUCGCUCACCAGCUCCGCCCGAGCUACUCUGACCUCAAUGCCAGACGAGAUUUUGUGGGAGAUCUGCCUCCGAGUCGAUAAUCUUGGAGGCCUUGCCCAGGUCUGUAGGCGCCUUCACCUAUUUUCGAAGAGCAACACUCUUCGUGCACAGUACCUCGUCAAGACCUAUGGCCGACCGUAUGCGAUGUUUCAUGCCAUCGCUCGACCUAAGAUCUUUGACCCCCUGCUUUGCAAGGCUUUGAUCGCUGCGGGAGCCACCAUCUCUCUAGCACUCGUCCAAGAGUUGACAAAGGUGAUCUCGGUCUCCAGAGCUUUCCGUAGCAGAGCUCGAGGUCAAACUCACAUCUGCCUCUCACGUCACUCUCAUUACAUUCAGCGCUACUUCUCGUCCGGCAACGCUCGUAUUGAAUAUGCAAAGAAGGAUUCCUGGUGCUUGAACCUCACGUUCCUCGCUGCCACAGCUGUGAUUAUUGAAGGGGCUAUCAGAUACUCUCAUCUUAGGCUGGAGACGUCCGAAAUGGAGCUCUUCCUGGACUGGACCACCGGGCGUAUCGCCCUAUCGCGCGCAGCACUCGAAACAAUGUUUCUUGAGCGACAAUUUGCCCCGCUACCCCUGCGCAUGGAGCAAUACAAGGCGUCUUACACGAAGAAUCUGCUCUCCAAUGUCCUCGAGAAUGCAGCCACUGUAAGCGAGCUGCUGUACGCCCAGCUGAUCCACAACUCCCGCAAGCGUAAGACUCCAGUCGUCUCUAGCGGUCCGGCCAAGAUAAAAAUGACGAAGACUUGAAGAAUUGAGUCCUGCCUUUCAACGUGCCUCGAGAAAGACUGCGAUGAUGGGAGCCUCAAGACUCACAUUGACUAUCCUACGGUUCAAUCUUCUCUCCUUACGAUGUCUCCUGUAGACCGUAUUCGUUCACUCGCUGUCGCUUGCUCAUUAACGUCUAUCUAGCUUGUUUCAUCCUGAUGGUCGCCUGGCGUGAGCUUAACGAUGCCUCGUAAUGAGCGUGCGAGUGGAUUGGCAUCGACUGUGCUGGCUUUGUUCUCCUCCUACGUUGUUGUGGACGCUGGCACGGUUGGCAUAUGAGGAAAUGGGGGCAAAGGCGUGCAGAGCCUCAGGAGACCUUUCAUGGCUUUGGCCUGGCGCUCGCAUUGCCUGUCAUUCCGAGGUGAUUGGCGGAGCCUCGAAGGUGUGGCGCCAG